CAACGCAUACAAUGGCUCAGCCUCUGAAAGUGAACUCCGCAAGCGAGCCUUUCGCGGAUCUUCCCCCGAUCUGCGCGCAGCUCUUCGAGGCCAAGGCCAAGAAAGGGGCGACGUUCGAUGACAUCGCCAAAGCUAUCGGUAGGGACGAAGUAUGGGUUGCCGCAUUGUUCUACGGCCAGGCGAAGCUGUCCGAACAAGAGCUCGCCGCUUUAUCUAACUAUCUUGAGCUCCCUCACGCCAGCUUGCAGGCUGAGCUAGGUGCAAACUGGUGGCCGCGACGAGGCCUUGGUCCCAUGCCUCCCACGGAUCCUGUGCUCUACCGGCUGUACGAGGGUGUGCUUGUGUAUGGGAAUGCGAUCAAGGCCAUUAUACAUGAGAAGUUCGGAGAUGGCAUUAUGUCCAUGAUCGAUUGCAAGGUCAACAUUGAACGCAAGCCUGACCCAAAAGGUGACCGCGUUGUCUUGACAUUCGACGGGAAGUUCUUGCCGUACCUUAAGUGGUGAUCGAUCUUAGACAUCGUAAGAAGAAUCUGGUGUACGCUAUCGGACGUUGUUGUAGCCGUUAGCAAUUGCAUGUAAACGUUGCUUCUAGUUGAAGUCAAUCAAGCACUAUGUAUCAGUGG
Molecule: messenger RNA, 622 nt
Organism: Postia placenta MAD-698-R-SB12
Lineage: Eukaryota; Fungi; Basidiomycota; Agaricomycetes; Polyporales; Adustoporiaceae
Exons: 8
Coding region: 12-503 (163 amino acids)
Molecular function (GO): cyanate hydratase activity; DNA binding
Source: RefSeq, a predicted model, not a curated record